Molecule: messenger RNA, 2700 nt
Organism: Sinocyclocheilus anshuiensis
Lineage: Eukaryota; Metazoa; Chordata; Actinopteri; Cypriniformes; Cyprinidae
Exons: 7
Coding region: 1-2700 (899 amino acids)
Source: RefSeq, a predicted model, not a curated record
AUGGAACCUCGCUUCAGGAGACGGGCUGAUGGCAGCCUGAAUCUGACUGAUACAGUGGAAGCGCCAAAGGUGAAGGAAGGCAACAAAGGAAAGCCAUACACAAGACCCCUGUCCCCGGAGAAAGUGCUGGACAAAGCCAAGAAAAGCUUAAGUCAGCACCACGGAGAUCUGUCUAACAGAAAGCAGCUGUUGGGUGUCUUUGAAAUCCAGUUUGGUGUAUUUCGCGGGCAAACAUUUAGGUGGGUGGCUGAAAAUGCCUUGGGGUAUGCUGCUUACCUGGUGGUAGCUAUGAAGAGGGACCCCACAGGAGGCAGCAAAGACUCCCAAGAACAUGCCCACAACAAGGGGAGUUUCAGGGAGUAUAUUGAGCUCUUUCCUUCUGGCAGAAUUGCCAUUGCCAUGAAGGAAGAGCAAUAUGCUGGGAAAGUUCCCAGCAUGCUACUGACUCCCAGCACGCUGCCCACACAGACUUUGGCCCAGGCACAUGCGUGGCCCUCAGCCACCCUCACCCCCCCGACUGUGUCCAUUGAGACAGCCACAGGGCCUUCAGCCACCCUCACCUGUCCGACUGUGCCCAUUGAGGCAGCCACAGGGCCCUCAGCCACCCUCACCCACCCCUCUGUGUCCACUGAGAUAGAUGACAGCACACUGCUGGCAGAGGCAGCUAAGUUUGAGGAGGCAUAUGUGGCAUCUGGCUUGCAUCAAAAGAUCAGGCAGGUGGUUGCCAUAGGUGAGAUGUACUUUGUGGCAUCUGAGUACCUGGCCUGCCGAAGAUGUAAGAGGAAGGUCAUCAGCUGGAGCCAUGAUCUCGUCUCCCAGCUCGACAUUGGCCACAGGGUGCAGUUCCCUUGCAUUCUUACAUCAAAACUUGCAUGUGACCUCGAGGUAGUAACUUUGAUGCAUCAGCGAGGGCUGGGAAACAGCAGCAGCCCGAUCCAGCGCAAGCUGCAGGAGCGUCAUGCUGAUGUCUGGUUGCAAAAGACAGUCCAGUAUCUGACAGAUUGCAAGGGAAUUGCCAGUGCUGUCAUGUCGAACCUGAUCCUGCCUGUGACAUUUGAACCUGCUCCUUCAAUGCCUUCUGUCCCUAGGCACCGAUGGCUGAUGCAGGUGUAUGCCCAGGAUGUCCUGCAAAGGCUGGAUGAGAUGAAGGCCACUAUCACAUCACAAUAUGGUCGGAUCUUAAAAAUGGAUUCUACUAAAAAAGUGGCCAGAAAACUAGCAGGACGCAGCUAUGGCACUGCUACUUGGGCAACUAAUGUUGGCAAUGAGCAUGGACAGGUGAUCAUGUCCGUGCUCAUAGCCAGCGAAGGUUUUGGUCUCGGGCCAAUGAUUGAAGGCCUUAUCAAGCGAUACAGGGUGGCCGGGGUGGCUCCUCCCGAAGUACUGUAUGUCGACCGAGACUGCUGUGGCAACAUUCUUUUGAGGAGGAUGUUUGAAGAGUGGGAGCAAAUAACCAUCCGGUUAGAUGUAUGGCACUUCAUGCGGAGGUUUGCUGUGGGUUGCACCACCGACUCUCACCAGUUGUAUGCCACAUUUAUGAGUGGCCUCAGCCACUGUAUUUUCAUGUGGGACCAGGUCGACCUGACGGCCCUGAAGACGGCGAAGCAUGCAGAGCUAGAAGCUGACGGGAAACCAUCAUCCGAGGCUGAUGUGCUGCGCUGUAUCUGUCGUAGCGAGCUAGCACUACAUUGCAGGAGAACCACUCGCGGGACCAAAGAGACCCUGGCGCUGAUUGAGAGCCAUAUUCAGGCCUUUGAUGGAGAUGCUGAUCGUGACACUCUGGGAGUCCCACUAAUAAACUCAGCCCGGAUGAGAGAGAUUUUAAAGUUCCAGCGGAAGCACGUGGCCUGCAUUCAGGAUCCUGUCGGUGUGCAGCUCUACAUGCAGACGGGUACCUUAUUGAAGGGAGGGCACCGCCUGCCAACCUACCGCUGUGCCAGAGGUUCCACUUCGCUUGAGUCAUUUCACCUGCACCUUAACAGAUUCAUCCCAGGCACGCUGGCAAGUGACACCUUCUUUCAGGCGUAUCUUUUGGAUGGACUUGCAAGGUGGAAUGAUGACUGGGCUGUGGCAGCAACAACUGAUGAGCAGCAGCCACAUUCCUACAAUCAUCUUCUGCGUCAUGCUGUCAAUACUCUUGCAGAGGAGCUUAUGGGCAUGAAAAUCAUCCCUUAUGUUGGGCCAAGAAAGUACACUGGUGAGCUUAUUGGAGUGGAAUAUCUUUACCAGCAAACUGGUAAAGUUCUGCAGGACUACAAGUUGGCCAUUGAAGAGUCAGAGACCACUGAAGUUGGUAUAGAGGUGGAUGAAGGUUAUGCUGAACUUGAGGAGUUUCAGGACAUCACUGUUCCCACCUUUGACACUGAACGGACACCUGCCGCCUCUUCACAAGCAUCAGUGUCUGCAGCGUCUGCAGCAUCAUCUCCAACCCCUCCAGCAACCAGCCCCACGUCAUCACUGUCUGUGGUCCCUCCAUCACCAGUGACAUCUCCUGUCACCAGCUCCACGUCAUCACUGUCUGUGCUCCCUCCAUCACCAGUGACAUCUCCUGUCACCAGCUCACCGCACACUCAAUCAAAGCCAGCACUCUCUCCUGGAGCACAUAGCUUCCCAGUGGACCGAUUAUCUGCAGAAACGGAUCUUCCAACAUCGGAAGAGAACACUUCUCAUGAUGAUUCUGUUGGACCUGAUAAUAUUUAG